UGGGAUUACAGAUGUGAGCCACCACACCCAGCCUUAAUAGUUUUUUUGUCUAGUUACACUUUUUCUUUUAGAGAACUUGAAACCCAUUAAUGCACAUGUACAUACAUAAUCCACACAUAUAUGUAUAUGUAUGUGUGUGUGUGUAUAUGGCAUAUCCAUUUAUCCACAUACUAUACAUACAUGCCUUACACUAUAGUUUCCUGAAGCUUACAUCACAGGCACAGUCAUGUCCACAUUCCAGUAAUGCUUAUCAUUCCACGACCGAUAUGGCUUAAUGUAUGCUUUAGUUUUCAGAAUAUAUCACUUACUCCUACGAAUCAGUAAGGAAAGGACCAGCAGCUAAUAGAAAAUGUGACAAAGAUUUGAAAAGGAGGAAUCAUAAAAGGUGCCCACCUGUAUGGUCAGGUUGAAGCAAAUUAAAGCCACAAUGAGAUGCUGCUGCCUUAUACCUGCCAGGCAGCAGAAGUGUUAAAAUUUGACCAUAUCAAGUUGGCGGGAUAAAGAUCAGCAGGGACUCAUGUUCGCUGCUGGCAGGAUGACCUUGUCACCGGCACUUGGGAGGUGCUGCUGUGUGCACGGGCAUCUGCUCCUGGGAUUGUUCCAACGAAACACCUGCCUGUGCGGCUCAGGAGAGGUGACAGCGACAGCAGCACCAUUUAGUAGCCAGCCUGGGAGCCGAUACACAUCCACACCCCGUCAGUGGCUGCAUGCAGUGUAUCUGACGGGACACCAGGUGAAGGGGGCCCAGCUGCACAUGGGGACAGAGGCAGACUUGGCUGCACGUCAGCAGAGAAGUCUCACAGCAUCGUCGGUGUCAAGUUCAAAACACGGAACACGCAGCAGUGUGGCUCAGGGCCACACACGGGGCACAGCCAUCAGGACAAGCAAAGACCAAGAAGCACCAAGUCCAAGUUAGGCAGCAUCUCAGGCCGGGGCACCAAGGAAGGGCACAGCAGCGCCGUGGUGACCGGGUCCCAGUACCAUCCUGGGUGGCCGCCACCGGCCGUUUGUGUCUUCCGUUCACACGAUUACAAACGCUGCGUUCUGCCCACACACAUCUUCAGUCCCAGAUGUGAGAAGGUUACGUUUUUCUCUCGUCCCAGCUGUGUGGACAGUGCCACACGCCCUCCUGGACAACGACGGCUCUUGCGUGCAUUUUCCAGUGUUGCUUUUGUCAGAGAGGCCAGCAGAGCCACGGUUCUUCCAGAACCAGCCCUGAGCUGAGUGAGGAGUGCCCAGGAGAGAUGGUGAAAAUGACAAAGUCCAAAACUUUCCAAGCGUAUCUGCCGAACUGUCACCGAACGUACAGCUGUAUCCACUGCAGAGCACACCUGGCCAAUCAUGACGAGCUCAUCUCCAAGUCCUUUCAGGGGAGCCAGGGACGCGCCUACCUCUUCAAUUCCGUGGUGAACGUGGGCUGCGGCCCUGCAGAGGAGAGGGUCCUUCUCACCGGGCUGCAUGCGGUUGCCGACAUCUACUGCGAGAACUGCAAGACCACGCUCGGGUGGAAAUACGAGCAUGCCUUUGAGAGCAGUCAGAAAUAUAAGGAAGGAAAAUUCAUCAUUGAGCUUGCUCAUAUGAUCAAAGACAAUGGCUGGGAGUAAUGUGCGAACUUUCCCUUCUCCUUUGAAUGCUGUUUUGUGAAAGAAACUGUGAAUGUAAUGGAAACGUAGGAGCAUCUGGUGACAGCCUUUCUUGCCCUCUGACCUCAAAGGCUAGCUGCGCAUAGCUCUUGACACUCUCGGCCAUCUCUGUGGGUAAGGUGUCCCUCGGAUCUGUCCUCUUCGUGUACACAGUUGUUUCUGAAAAUUUUCAAUGAGCUUUUUCUAACUUCUCAAGUUCUAGAGAAAGAAUUAACCAACUGAUGACUUACCUGCCUAGUUAAUAUCUUCCUUUCACCUUUGUCUUCAAUAUAGUUGGGCUCUGCUUUUUUAAGGUUCAGUUGAAAACCAAACUGGGGCCGGGUGCGGUGGCUCACGCCUGUAAUCCCAGCACUUUGGGAGGCCAAGAUGGGUGGAUCACCUGAGGUCAGGAGUUCUAGAUCAGCCUGGCCAACAUGGUGAAACCCCAUCUCUACUAAAAAUACGAAAAUUAGCCGGGCAUGGUGGCGAGUGCCUGUAAUCUUAGCUACUCAGGAGGCUAAGGCAGGAGAAUCACUUGAACCUGGGACACGGAGGUUGCAGUGAGCUAAGAUCAUGCCAUCGCACUCCAGCCUGGGGGACAAAAGUGAGACAUCGUCUCAAAAAAAAAAAAAAAAGCUGGGUAUGGUGGCGCAUGCCUUUAAUCCCAGCUACUCGGGAGGCUGAGGCACGAGAAUCACUUGAACCCAGGAGGCGGAGGUUGCAGUGAGCCAAGAUCGCGCCACUGCACUCCAGCCUGGCAAUAGGGCGAGACUCCGUCUCAAUUUAAAACAAGAGAGAACCAGACUGAGUCUCUGAAGACCACAGGGACAGGGUCUCUUUAGAUAGCAAGUCUCACCAUUCCCUUUUUUAGAGAAAAGGUAUUGUAGCCCACCCUCCACCCCGCUGUUUUUCUUAAAUUUGCAGAACUUCAAAUUGGCUAUUCCUCUUGCAAAUGAACCCUUAAAGUACAGUGUUAUUUAAGAAUCUUCCAGAGGCAGUCAACAGACUUAUACACUAAGGGCAUUUUUGGUUUUUAGCUUGUUCAAAAACAGAGGCCAGCACAGAUGACAUUUUAGAUACACUCUAAAUUGAGAAUGGUGUCUAGUGGAACAUGUUUAUUUAAGCCAGUAGAUUCCUUAUCUAGAAAGCAGGUGAGCUAGCCCUUAGAGAAGGCUGUCCCGGGGCCCGCAGAGGUGCCCUUACUGAGGUGACAGCCUCACAGGGUCUGGUACCAGGGGUUGUGCCCUCAGCAGUGACAGCAGCUUAGGUGUCAGGCAGUUGCUGAGUGGCUGGUCCAUGUCUAUAGAGUAACACACUGGACCGAGGAAAAGUCAGAUUUCAUUUUCUACCCUGGAUGUACUUGAAGAAAAAGAAUUAUUUUUGCAUAUGAAAGAGGCCAGAACCCACAGGAAAAACUUCAAAACUUGACAUUUGCCAGAAUGUUUAAAAUUUGUUCAGAAAAGGUUAAAGCAACAAGUUUAGCCUUUGUGCAUGAAGACGCCUGGCCUGCUAGACGCGUUGCCCGUCCCUGCGUGGUGCUGUCCCAUGUCACUUGAACUGAUAGAGGGGCCUGUGCAAUCUCCUAAGGCCUGUGUUUCUGCCAUAUAUUUUAUUAUAAAUUACAAUCCACUCAUCCACCUGCCCUCCACCAGGAGUGGGCACCCCAUAAGGGUUUAGGCCACUUUGCAGAGGAUGGAGGUCAAAAACCACUCCCAGAUAAGUUUGGUUUUCAACAUUUAGUAACUUGUCUCAGGGCAGAGGGCAGGCAGGGGGACCGAGGGGCAGCAGAUAGGAGAGCACUGAGCCCGGAUAGUUCUCAGCCUGGCAAGUGGCUCUGAAGCUGCCUUCAGACAAGGCUAGUCUAGGGGCAAGAGUGCGAGCUGGCUGACAAUAAGAACGUGGCCACCUGCCCAGCUUCACACCUCCCCCGACUUCAGCCCUUCCUAAACCCAGACCUGCGGUCCAGGCAGGCACUGGGCUGUGCCCACUCGAGCUCACUGCCCACACACAGCAUGCCUUUGGGUGCCAUCUCUUUGCCCAAGCCUGGAAGCCUUGGCAGGUGGGAAAUGCCGCUGCCCUGGUGGGCAUGGCACUGAGAUGCAUCCACUCAGCAGGAGUGACAGAGGCAGAAGUUCCUUUAAAGCACAUCUUCCACUUAGGAAAGGAAGGAAAUCUUUGUACUGUCUUGGAAGCCUCCACAUCCGGCUAUGGCCCUGCAAGCUGCUUUAUCCCUGCGCUAGUCUCCCCCGAGGGUUUAGGCUGGCCCAGCACAUCCUGUCCUCCUGAGCUCGCGUGCAGCCACCCAGAGCGCAGGGGUCACUGCACGCUGCAGGGCUCUUGCUGCCAUGGUCUCAAGCCUGAAGAGGCUCCGCCCACAAGCUGGCCCAUGAAGUUAGCAAUGCCUGUGGCUUCAGUCAAUUGUCUUGAGACUGUGAAGAGGCUGAAAGACACCUUCCCGGGUGGAAGAAGGAGUUCACUGAAAACUUAUCUUAAACUGACCCUUCCCUUUGAGUGAGUCUUCAUUCCUCUCCCAUGUGGGAACCCAGCCUCCGAUGCCCCGGGGACUAGGGGAAACAGUUGGAGGUUCGUGCCGUCCCCAGCCUGCCACGGGUGCGAGGACAGCCAAGUCCUGAGUGACUCAAGAUGCUUCACUUACAUGGAAGAAACUUCUAAAACUCUACCGAGUGGUUUUUGUAUAUACUAAAGUUCUAUUUAGAGCUUUUCUGUUUUGGGCAAGUUCGCUGCUCCUUCUAUUUGGGCACUUUGGUUUUUGUACUGUCUUUUGUGACGGCAUUGAUUGAACAUUUUUUACUAGUAGUCUUAUGACUUUUGUAUUUUUUUUUUUUUUUGUAAUUUAUACCAACAACACUUUUAUCACUUUUUUUUUGUUGGGCUUCUGCAAAAUACAAGCUCAUUUUUAAACCAAAUGAACAGACCAUGAGCUGGCUUCAGGGGAAGUGCUAUUCACAGGACCAUAUCCACCACCCUCUUAAAUUCCUAAACAAUAUCAUCUAGGACUUCUAUUUAAGUUAUUUAAAAUAAAUCUUCCUUGAGAGCCUUGGGAGGUGAUGUCAGGGUUAUAAAUGGCACAGUGCAUUUGCUGUAGGAAUGUGGUUUGGCAUUGUUUUAUACACACAGUAUUUUUUAUACCUUAAUGCUUAUUCUUGAUGGCAUCUGUCAGAUAUUAGAAUUGAAAAUAAGAAUCUUCCCAAAAUCCUUUAAUUUACCUGAUGCCCUCAUCAGGUCGUUAAAAAUUCAAAUGGUUUUAAUAGCUAAAAAACUACAAAUUAAGCUCUAAAACAAACAAACUACAGAAAUGUAAACCUUCAUUUGCCAAAGGUCCUUGGUGGCCUGUCCCCUGCCCUGGGAGCAGAUGGCCCUGAAGCCCUUCCCUCACUGUGCAGGCCACCGGGUGAGGCUGGACGGUCACCCAUGGUGGCUUCACUGCAAGGAGCAGGACUGCCGAGCUCAAGCACGGGGCCUUCAGCUUCCCCUGUCCUCUGGCCACACCGCCAGCCCUUGGUCCUUAUCUGUGUGAGGUUUACAAAUAAAGCUUCUGAUGUCAAAUGUUUAAA
Homo sapiens (human) is the source of this 5197-nucleotide messenger RNA. It is a transcript of the gene YPEL1, whose product is annotated as yippee like 1. Gene Ontology annotation, cellular component: nucleus. NCBI's taxonomy places the organism in Eukaryota, Metazoa, Chordata, Mammalia, Primates, Hominidae. The record is from RefSeq and is a predicted model, not a curated record. The transcript has 5 exons. Bases 1245 to 1604 code for a protein of 119 amino acids.